CACACCAACAACACUUCCUCAGGAGAAAGGCAGAUGAGCCAGUGCAGCAGGCUGUCUGUUUUUUAAGAAACAGUAUUUCCUGGAUGUGUCCGUUCGGGGCUGUGACCGUCAUCGGAUCUCUCUCAGGGUGAACGGACAAUAUGGGGACUUACACAGACCACGGGGACCAGUACAUGCUAAAUGGGGGUCCAGACGGGGCAAAGGCAGCUCACGACAUACGGGAUAUGGAGCUGAGGGAGGAGUGGCAAGAUGAGGAGUUCCCCAGGCCUCUUCCUGAAGAUGCGAAUAGCCCUAUUGAUGAACAAGAGACUCCGGGAGAUAAUGGAAAAAGACCAGCUCCGCCCACUAGCCUGGCCCUGUCAGGAAACCCUAUGAGGAAGAAGCGCCUGGUGGCCCCGACCCUCAGCCUUACUCUGUCCCACACUGACUCACUGGACCACAGUGAAAAGUCAGGGGACACCGGCUACUCUGCGGCAGCUCUCUCACCCGACGAAGAAGACCCAGAGUUGGACAUUAACCUGGAGGCCUUGGAGACGCCCUCAGACAGCGAGUCCUGCAACUUCCCUGACAGCAUGCACGAGCUGGAGUGGGAGGAUGAUCUGCCACGGCUGGGCCGCGGAAAGGACCGGGUUGUGAACACCUUGGUGACAGAGCAAGCUGAAAUGGGCUCCUUGGAGUUAGACCAAGUGGACAGCAGGGGGCGGCGUUGGCGACAUUUCUGUGUGGCUGGGCAGGAGUACAUCGUCAACAUGAGUGUCCUGGAACCAUACCUCCAGGUGCUCUCCCACGGAGGUUAUUACGGCGAACCAAUGAAUGCCAUCAUCUUGUUCUCCUCCUGUUACCUACCAGAAAACACAGUGGAAAACUAUGAAUAUGUCAUGGACAAUCUGUUCAGGUACAUAGUGGGGACACUGGACCUGAUGGUGUCGGAGAGCUAUGUCAUGGUGUACCUGUGCAGCAUGGCCCCCAGGAACAAAAUGCCCGCCAUCAAAUGGCUGCGACAGUGUUACUCCUCUAUUGACAGAAGGUUGAGAAAGGAUCUGAAGGGGCUGUUUGUGGUCCACCCAGCCUGGUACAUCAAAGCCCUCAUCACUGUCGUCAAGCCUUUCAUCAGUGAGAAGUUCAGUCGGAAGAUCCGCUUCAUUCCCAGCCUACAGGAGCUGUCUGAUUACAUCCCUAUGGAACACCUACAGAUUCCCGUCUGCAUCCGAGAGUAUGACAUGAAGAUGAACAUGUGAGACGAGGCACACAUCGUGUGAAGAUCCAGUGUACAUACAGUAAAUAAAGGGUGGAUGAGUCAAGGAGGUGGCAACAGUAGACGUCAAAGAACUACGGGCUAAAUUACUUUGGAAGGUCAACAUCUAAGUUUUAGUCCAAAUACCACCCUGCAAGUAGUCUUGGAUGUGCAGCACUUUUUAAAAAGAAAAAAAGACUUUUGGUUUGUGCAGGCACACCUUUUUAUUUAUUCCUAAUUGAAUGUAUUGCCACUGACACAAGCCAGUGCAAUAGUUGAAGAAACAUUUACAUGCUACUGUUGAGAGCUACUUGAAUGCUGUCUCACACCUGUGAUGUUUUCUCACGGCUGAUUUAUGAGAACUAUCAUCAAGGUAAUUCACAGUCAGUGUGAACCCAACAAUAACAUUGUAGUUAAAUAUAAUAGGCCAGUAGAUAGGCGAAAUUAUAGUACAUUUUAUGACAGGAUUAUAAAAAGGUAAUUACAUUUUAUUGUAAGAUUGGUGGCGAUCUGGGAAGCCUGUCAGACAGCGCAGCCAUUUUAAGAAAUUGGGUGUCAUUUUGAAGUCAGUUUGAGGUCAAGAUUUCACACAAAACUACACUUACAAUGUGUAUGAGUGUCAAAGAUCUCGUGUCCUCCGAUGCGCUCUCUCCAAGCCGGUCUCAUUAUCAUACUUGUCACUUAACCAGGAAGUCUUUGCCUGUUUAUAUGUGCUCAGAUGACCACAAGGAGUCACUAGAGAAAGAUGACACACGGCAACUCUUUUUGGUCUCGGUGUGUCCCUUGGUCACUCACAGUGAUUAAGUUCUGCCAUUGCAUUCUUCUCUAGACAGUCCUGGCUGUGGGAGAGUUUUGAUGGCUCUAUUAAAAAAUAGUUUUAAAAUAUUUUGUGUUGCUGCUGGACUAUGACCAAAAUGACCUCAAUAGGCUCUUAGACGUCAAGUCCCUAACAGGAAUUCGGAAAGGCAGACAUUGACAGACAGGCUUUGCAGGCUGCCUCAAAAUUAUAAGGUAUGCAGUAUUUGUGUACCAAGUUUAAUAAUCCUAUUAUAAAAUGCACAAUAUUUGAUAUAAUUGCUUCUUGCUCUGGACUAAAAGGUCCAAAUGGUUUUCUGUUACAGUUACAGUGGGAGUAACGUUGACUGAUUAACUGCUACGUAAUCUGUAUGGCAGGGGAUCCCAAAAGGUUUUGGCUUGUGACCUCAUUAUAAUAUCACAAUUUUGUGUAACAAUAAGUAACAUAUUCAAUGAACAAUUUACUGUCUUAAUUGGAGCUAUGGCGUUCUUUAGAAUGUAGUUUAUUCUGUAAUAACAUAUAAAACUGAAGGUAGUAAGGUUUGAAAUGAGAUGAUAAGGUAUGUGAAUUUCAGGAAAAUUUAAGGUAGAUAAUCGGUCAAUAUUUAUGUGUGUGUUGAAAUGAAAAUUAAGCAUUGAUAACAAUUUAUUGCCUGGUCCUAUCUACCAUGUUUUUACAGGAGACACUUGUUCCAGAUAUAUGUAUCUAUCAGGAAUGGAGUCAAGAUUUUUUUUCUCUGUUAAACUACUAAAAUGUUAGCGCCAUAUUAGUACAAAGAAUAUUAAAAGGGCUCUGUUUUUUAGUGCCCCAUGUAAUAUCUAUCAGAGUCCGGUUAGCAUGUUCAAGUGGCUCUCUUUUCCCAGGUUCUCUCAUAACCCCAUUUUGUUAAUCAGUCAACCCCCAUGUGUUUCCAGUCUGGGCACCACUGCAGAAUGGACUCACUGGACUGUUCCAGAACAAUACCUUUUACUUUUAGAUUGUUAGUGAGGUGGGAGAAUUUUUUAAAUGUUUACUUACAUUUGAUUAAUGUGCAACAUAAGCAUUACAUUAACAGGGAAACAUUAGUGUAUUCUAAUAAAAAAACAUUGUUACUGUGUUUUUAAA
Molecule: messenger RNA, 3134 nt
Organism: Esox lucius (northern pike)
Lineage: Eukaryota; Metazoa; Chordata; Actinopteri; Esociformes; Esocidae
Gene: bnipl
Product: BCL2 interacting protein like
Exons: 10
Coding region: 141-1238 (365 amino acids)
Biological process (GO): apoptotic process
Cellular component (GO): cytoplasm
Source: RefSeq, a predicted model, not a curated record